Messenger RNA from Bipolaris zeicola 26-R-13, 1704 nucleotides. RefSeq lists its product as uncharacterized. The record is from RefSeq and is a predicted model, not a curated record. NCBI's taxonomy places the organism in Eukaryota, Fungi, Ascomycota, Dothideomycetes, Pleosporales, Pleosporaceae. Bases 1 to 1704 code for a protein of 567 amino acids. The transcript is spliced from 2 exons.
AUGUACAUCGACACUGCGGCUGCCAACAGUCGCUCAAUGCGACCCCAAAUCAUAAUAUCCCCAUCUCCAUACAAUGAACGCUCCACGCCGCUUCUGGAAAGCUUCAUAGGCCAGACUUCAGAAGCACCACCCACAUAUCUUGAAGCCACUACCCCUGGCCUCUACACGAGUCGCCAGAGCAGGGGAGAGGGCGCCAGGCUGCUCUCCUUCGAUGGCCAAGAAGCCAGAGAUGCAACUUUCAAAGAAGACCAGUAUGACGGCCCAAGUCUGAGGCAGCGCUGCAUAAGGAAUACGUGGGUCAAGCUGCUUGCUGCAGUGCUUUGCUUCAUGUUUCUUGUCGCCAUGCUGGCUUUGAUGGCGGCAGCUGUGUCGGUUCGAAGGGACAAGCCAGGCGUAGUAUCUGCUCCCCAAACUUCAGCCGAGGCUGCAAAAGCCGACUCCUCUGAUCGGCCAGAUCUCAUUGCCAUCCCAUGGCCAGAACCAUCGUCAACAGCCCAGCCCCCGGCAUCGGGAGACUCUGCUCAACUCUUCCCAAUCCGGUGGCCUUCAAAAUGUGGCAAGGAGUACAGGGUCAAGACUGAAUGGUACGAUUUUGGCAAACCUAGUGAGCUAAACAUUCAAGAGGCGAUACACCAGUUGGACGGUUCUUACAAACGCGUGGCCGGCUGGAUACACAUUGCCCAAGCACCUGCAGAGCAAGCCCCUGGUACCGUUCAAGUGAAAAUGUCGUAUGCAAUCUCGUCAACAGUCGAUAUCAACAGUGUUCCCUACACACAGACUCCAUCAGGACUGACAAUCGGCGAUCCUUCUUUUCCCGACGGCUUCGACGGUGUUCGGCCUGGUAAAGCUUGCCUUGGCAUGUCGGUGGUCAUUUACGUAGCCCCAGGAGUCUCGAUGAAGACGCUCAAAGUCUCAUCCAACCACAUGGGCAUGCAAGUUCACAAUGGCGCCAACUUUACCGUCACAGACUCAACAUCGAUCUCUCUCACUACCGGUACACUAGAUGCUGGAGCGUUCUAUUCGCGCCAAACUCACUUGCAAACCAUUUCUGGCUCCAUCAGCGGCAUGUACGCCCUCUUCGAUCUUCUUUCUGUCAAGACAAAGAGCGGCUCUGUCAACAUCAACGUUGAGCCCCAAGAAGCUGCCAAUGGGUCAUCCAGCCCUGCAGUUUUCAUGGUCGAUACUCUUUCCGGUAGCAUACGCACAGAUUUCAAACGAAAGCAUAUCCCCGAACGAGACUAUAAGACCUUUAUCAACACAACCGUCGGUUCGGUCGACGGUACCUUCAUCCACGGCUCGCGAACAGAAAUCAACUCAAUCGCAGGUCUCGUAACAGCCGAUAUCGUGCCAUUCAAAUCGGGUGAUUACCAAUCGGAGAUAUACACACAGACACACUCGGGUCAAACGUCACUGACACUACGCACUCCAUACAAGGCGAAAAAGACACCGAUGACUGGUCUUGUCAGCACGCAUUUGAGCACUUCUGGAGCCCUCGACAUCACCUAUCCGGAAGAGUGGACUGGUCAUGUUGACGGAACUUCUCUAAACGGAGCACUGCACCUGCAAGGCAAGGGGCUAGAACUGCUCAACGAAAACGACACACCCGGCAAAAAUCACGUCGAAGCGAAGAAGGGUGAUGGCGCUAGUACGUUGAGUUUCGACACUACUAGCGGAGAAUGCCAAAUCAAAAUCGGAAAACUGUGA